Molecule: messenger RNA, 348 nt
Organism: Trypanosoma rangeli
Lineage: Eukaryota; Euglenozoa; Kinetoplastea; Trypanosomatida; Trypanosomatidae
Exons: 1
Coding region: 1-348 (115 amino acids)
Source: RefSeq, a predicted model, not a curated record
AUGGUACAAAGGUGCUUACGAUGCUCCGCGUCUGUCGGGGGAAAUAUCAGCAGAAUUUGCAUCGUCUUAGCCAGUGCAUCCGUUGAAGCUCUGCGAGCUUUGGAUUCGUGGGAAAGCGUGCGCGCCACAGUUCGUGCGGCAGCGGGUGAUCUCUUUGUUGAUGGCAAGGAGGAGCAGAAAACAGGGACCCGGAGUUGCUUUCGCGACAAUGUGGCCCACCGAGUUCUUAGCAAGGGGGUCUCGAUGAUUAAGCUGUUGUAUGGGAAGCUUAAAACAGCGAUAAACUCUGCGGAAGCGGUAAGUGGUUUCGCGCAUGCGGUGCUGCAAACGUGUACUGCAGGGCAGUAA